CCUCCUCGCACCUCGAUGCGGAGCCGCGCGCCGAGCGCUCCACGUCUGCGCGCUGCGUGGGAAGGGGCGGGCUGACACCACUUCCUCCAGAGGCUGCCGACCUGAACCGGAGCGCAGCCCAGUGCGCCGCGUCGCCCUCCCGGCCCAGCCCCGCUCUCGAGGCCCCGCGCAGCCGUCGAGAUGGGUGAGUCAAACGAAGAUAUAGACCAAAUGUUCAGCAAUUUGCUGGGAGAGAUGGAUCUCCUGACCCAGAGUUUAGGAGUCGACACUGUCCCUCCUCCAGAACCUAAACCGCCCAGAGCUGAAUUUAACUACAGUGUGGGGUUUAAGGAUUUAAAUGAGUCCUUAAAUGCACUGGAAGACCAAGAUUUAGAUGCUCUCAUGGCGGAUCUGGUAGCAGACAUAAGAGAAGCUGAGCAGAGGACAAUCCAGGCCCAGAAAGAGUCCUCUCAGAGCCGACCUCAUUCAGCAUCUCUGGAUAUACCAAGUUUCAGUGGUGCAGCCUCUCUUGGUUACACAGCAAAUGUUGCUGCACCGAGUGUUAACCAAUAUGAGGAUGACUUACCUCCUCCACCAGCUGAUCCCAUGUUAGACCUUCCUUUGCCACCACCCACUCCUGAACCUCUCUCUCAGGAAGAAGAAGAAGCCCAAGCCAAGGCUGAUAAAAUUAAGCUAGCAUUGGAAAAACUGAAGGAGGCCAAGGUCAAGAAGCUUGUUGUCAAGGUGCACAUGAAUGAUAACAGCACGAAGUCACUGAUGGUGGAUGAGCGGCAAUUAGCCCGAGAUGUUCUAGACAACCUUUUUGAGAAAACCCAUUGUGACUGCAAUGUGGACUGGUGUCUUUAUGAAAUAUAUCCGGAACUACAAAUCGAAAGGUUUUUUGAAGACCAUGAAAAUGUUGUUGAAAUCUUAUCAGACUGGACAAGAGACACAGAAAAUAAAGUGCUGUUUUUGGAGAAGGAGGAAAAAUAUGCUGUAUUUAAAAACCCCCAGAAUUUUUACUUGGAUAACAGAGGAAAAAAAGAAAGCAAGGAAACAAAUGAGAAAAUGAAUGCGAAGAACAAGGAGUCCUUGCUUGAGGAGAGUUUUUGUGGAACAUCCAUCAUUGUGCCAGAACUAGAGGGAGCUCUUUAUUUGAAAGAAGAUGGGAAGAAAUCCUGGAAAAGGCGCUAUUUUCUUUUACGAGCUUCUGGAAUUUAUUAUGUCCCCAAAGGAAAGACUAAGACAUCUCGAGAUCUGGCAUGUUUUAUACAGUUUGAAAAUGUCAACAUUUACUAUGGGAUUCAGUGUAAAAUGAAAUACAAAGCACCCACUGACUACUGCUUUGUUUUAAAGCAUCCCCAAAUUCAGAAGGAGUCCCAGUAUAUCAAGUAUCUCUGCUGUGAUGACGCAAGAAUGCUAAAUCAGUGGGUUACGGGAAUCAGGAUCGCCAAGUAUGGAAAGACGCUCUAUGAUAGCUAUCAGCGUGCCAUGGCCAGGGCAGGGCUUGCCUCUCGGUGGACAAACCUGGGCACUGUCAACGCAGCCCCACCAGCCCCGUCUUCUACAGGAGUUAAAACAGGCACCACCCAGGCCAAUGGUCAGAUCCCCCAGGCAGCACAUUCUAUGAGUACUGUUCUCGGAGAAGCCCAGAGACAGGUUGAAACAACUAAGGACAAGAAGUCCGGCCUCGGCAGCCACGACCCCGGAGCGCCCAGGUCCAGCCUGCCUCCGCCCCCUCCCGUGCGACGGUCCUCGGAAGUCGGCUGCGGCAGCCCAGGGACGCCCUCCAAGGUCAAGGGCGCGGCCGCCGACUUCCCCGCGCCGCCCCACGACCUCCUGCCGCCGCCCCCGCCGCCGCCGCCCCUGGAGGACGACGAGCUCCCUCCGCCGCCCCCCGACUUUAGCGACGCGCCCCCGGACUUCGUGCCUCCUCCACCGCCGCCGUCGUUUGCGGGCGACGCGGGGUCCUCGCUGCCGCCGCCCCCGCCCCCGCCCGCCCUCGCCCCGGAAGCCGCGAAGCCGACCCCCGUGGUGGUCAAAAGGCCGCCAGCUCCCCCCAAGAGGCAGGCGAACCCGGGACCACCGGGCGGGGGAGGCGGGGAGCAGGAUUUCAUGUCGGAUCUCAUGAAAGCUUUGCAAAAGAAGAGAAGCAACAUGCCCUAAGGGAAGCCUAGAAGUAUCUUUGGGUGAUGGGUGUAAUCAUUGCUAACCUCAAUUGCAUUUUUGCUACUUUGUUUCCGUGACAUCUUGUUCAUUUUAGAUACAAUAUUGAAGUAUUCAGACUAGAAAUGCAAAUAGGAAACGUCUCCCUGUUUCUCAAGUACAUUCAUAAUCCUUAACCUAACACAGAAUUUAGAAUAUCUGCCUGAAUGUACAUAUGUUUCCUGUGUAUUUCCACUUCAGUGGAUUUUAUCUUCCCUUCCAAGUUAAGUAAAAUGAUGUUUUAUGUUCAUUUAUUUUAUUAUGUUAUGAAGCAUCAAAUUAAUAAAAGUUAAAAUUUUUUUCCUUAA
Delphinapterus leucas (beluga whale) is the source of this 2492-nucleotide messenger RNA. RefSeq names its product amyloid beta precursor protein binding family B member 1 interacting protein (gene APBB1IP). The record is from RefSeq and is a predicted model, not a curated record. Gene Ontology annotation, biological process: signal transduction. Gene Ontology annotation, cellular component: plasma membrane; cytosol. NCBI's taxonomy places the organism in Eukaryota, Metazoa, Chordata, Mammalia, Artiodactyla, Monodontidae.